Molecule: messenger RNA, 333 nt
Organism: Amorphotheca resinae ATCC 22711
Lineage: Eukaryota; Fungi; Ascomycota; Leotiomycetes; Helotiales; Amorphothecaceae
Exons: 1
Coding region: 61-228 (55 amino acids)
Source: RefSeq, a predicted model, not a curated record
AAGAAGGUCGAGUGCUUGCUCCUAUGGGAGGGCCGUUGCGAAGAUUGUGUGUGCGAGAGCAUGACACUUAAGUGCAAUACGCAGCGUGCUGGUCUCUUGGAUUACUUCGGUUUUCUAAGAGACAGGUACAAUUCGAUUCCGAUUAUCCUGUUGAGGACGACGCUUCAACUUUUCUUCUCUCAGGUGAGUAUUCUUCUCGUUGUGCCCUUGAAGAAAGGAUACUACUAAUAUGGAUUUGCAUUGCUACGAUUCCGAAUCCUGUACCCGACUCCAAAGCACUCGAAACAUUACCGUUACGGUAGCGCCCCUCUGUUGCAACACAUAGUUCCAUCU